This is a messenger RNA of Sitophilus oryzae (rice weevil), 2134 nucleotides long. It is a transcript of the gene Zw, whose product is annotated as glucose-6-phosphate 1-dehydrogenase. The coding region runs from base 403 to 2004 and encodes 533 amino acids. The record is from RefSeq and is a predicted model, not a curated record. NCBI's taxonomy places the organism in Eukaryota, Metazoa, Arthropoda, Insecta, Coleoptera, Curculionidae. Gene Ontology annotation, molecular function: glucose-6-phosphate dehydrogenase activity; NADP binding. Gene Ontology annotation, biological process: glucose metabolic process; pentose-phosphate shunt, oxidative branch. Gene Ontology annotation, cellular component: cytosol. The transcript has 8 exons.
UGGUCGAAUUAAAAUAGAAAAACGCAAGUCAGCAUUUGAUUCAGCAUACCUUUAAUUAGUUGCCUAUCUUUACGUAGCGCAAUUCAUUAUUUCCUUUAACUUUUAUCUUUCUAGUGUUUUUUUUUCUAAAUCAUUAGUCGUCGAUAAUUUGGAGUUUUUUGGUGAUUCAGUUAUUGUUUUAGUGACGGGUCGAUCGCAUGCUUUAAAAAUCAGCUAAGAAAAUUAGUAGACAAGUUAGAAUUGAUAGUUUUAAACUAUAGUAUCGCAUUGGAAGGCUAAACCUUCCAUCCAAUUUGCAUGAUUUUUCCGUUGAUAAAUACCUACUUAUCACUCGUUAAUGUGUUUCUGGUGUUCUGGAAUAUAAUACCGAAAAUAUAAUUAUUUAACUAGUUUAUUUGUAAAAUGAAUACCAACAAACCAAACAACUCAGAAGUAUGUCUGGCUCUAUACAGAAAAUCCCUCAAGUCCAAAGAUAUGGACCAUGAUGGGACCCAUUUCGAUGGACAAUAUCCUCAUGUAUUUGUUACUCUAGGAGCAUCAGGUGACUUGGCUAGAAAGAAAAUUUAUCCGACGUUAUGGUGGCUCUACAGAGACAAUUUGUUGCCAUCCAAUACACAUUUCUUCGGGUAUGCUAGAAGUAAGACAACAAUAAAUGAUAUUAAAACAAAGUGCGAACCUUACAUGAAAGUAAAACCCGGAGAGGAAGAAAGAUAUGCAGAGUUUUGGAAGUUGAACCAUUACGUCUCAGGAAAUUACAAUGUUCGAACUGACUUUGAGAAAUUAAAUCAAGAAUUAAGUCAGUUUGAAAAAGGGGCUGUUGCAAAUCGAUUAUUUUACUUAGCUUUGCCACCAUCAGUCUUUGAAGAAGUAACAAUCUUAAUAAGAAAUUCUUGUAUGGGUGAAAAGGGAUGGAAUAGAAUUAUUAUUGAAAAGCCUUUUGGGCGUGAUUUAGCUAGUUCCCAAAGAUUAUCAGAUCACUUAGCUUCACUAUUUACUGAAAGCCAAAUAUACCGGAUUGAUCAUUACUUAGGAAAAGAAAUGGUACAAAAUCUCAUGACUUUAAGGUUUGGAAAUAGAAUAUUUGGCCCCACAUGGAAUCGGGAUAAUAUUGCCUCUAUCCAGAUAUCAUUUAAAGAGCCCUUUGGAACACAAGGAAGAGGAGGCUAUUUUGAUGAAUUUGGAAUUAUCAGAGACAUCAUGCAAAAUCACUUGUUACAAAUCUUAACUUUAGUUGCAAUGGAGAAGCCUGCUUCCUGUUUGCCUGACGAUAUAAGAAAUGAAAAGGUAAAGGUGUUAAAAAGUAUUAAAUCUCUUGAACUGCAUGAUGUGGUGUUAGGUCAGUACGUGGCUGAUCCAGAGGGUGAAGGUGAAGCAAAGUUAGGAUAUUUAGAUGACCCAACCGUUCCAAAAGGCUCUUUAACUCCUACUUAUGCGGCCGCAGUACUUAGAAUCAAUAACGAACGGUGGGAUGGCGUGCCCUUUAUUCUGAAAUGUGGAAAAGCACUUAAUGAGAGGAAGGCAGAAGUAAGGAUUCAGUUUGAAGACGUUCCAGGGGACAUAUUCGAUGGAAAACCAAAGAGGAAUGAACUCGUUAUAAGAGUACAACCUGGGGAAGCACUGUAUGUUAAACUGAUGGUAAAAACACCGGGAAUGGCCUUUGAUAUGGAAGAAACUGAACUGGACCUAACUUACGGACAUAGAUACGCUGAACAAUCGAAUUGUAAGGAGGACCAUAUGGGAAAAUGUUAUACUGUCAAGUUACCUGAUGCCUACGAGAGAUUAAUACUGGACGUUUUUUGCGGUUCUCAAAUGCACUUUGUCAGAUCCGACGAACUGCAUGAAGCUUGGAGAAUAUUCACUCCUCUGCUACAUGAGAUAGAAAGUGGCGGAGUCAAACCAAUUCCGUACGUGUUUGGAAGUCGGGGACCCAAAGAGGCCGACGAAUUAUUAAUGAAAAAUAACUUUACCUACACAGGCUCAUAUAAAUGGUACAAACGUGAAUAAACUGUUAAGGAGUGGAACAUACAUUCAUUCCAACUUGAUAUUUUUAUUUUUGUAUUUAUUUGUUGAAAAUGUUAUGGUUUAGGUUUGCAAAGUUUAUUAUUUGUAAAAUAAUACGUUUUAAAAAACAGAA